CGCCCCUGCUGCGUAGGUGCCGGGUGAAGCCCAGGACGUGAAGUGUCUCUUGCUCCGCCUGCGCAGCUUAGAGGUGUACAUUAGGGGGAAUUGGGGCCGGCCAAGGAAGACGAGGACCCAGGGGCCCGUGCGGCUGGGUGCCAGUCCUUCGUAGCCUGACAUUAAGGCUGCUCGAGCCCCAAGUGUUUCUCCUGUCUCCCCCAUCUCGUGGUCCCCGGCCCAACAUGAUACUAACCAAAGCCCAGUACGACGAGAUAGCUCAGUGCCUAGUGUCUGUACCGCCCACCAGGCAGAGCCUGAGGAAGCUGAAGCAGAGGUUCCCCAGUCAAUCGCAGGCCACUCUGCUGAGCAUCUUCUCCCAGGAGUACCAGAAACAUAUUAAAAGAACACAUGCCAAACAUCAUACUUUGGAAGCAAUUGAAAGUUAUUACCAGAGGUAUCUGAAUGGAGUGCUGAAAAAUGGAGCUGCCCCAGUGCUCCUGGAGUUAGCCAAUGAGGUGGACUAUGCACCCUCAUUAAUGGCUCGGAUUAUACUGGAGAGGUUUCUCCAAGAACACGAGGAAACUCCACCCUCGAAGUCUGUUAUAAAUAGUAUGCUACGGGACCCUUCUCAGAUUCCAGAUGGAGUUCUAGCAAAUCAGGUCUAUCAGUGCACUGUGAACGACUGCUGUUAUGGACCACUGGUGGACUGCAUCAAACACGCCAUUGGUCAUGAGCAUGAAGUCCUGCUGAGAGACUUGCUUCUAGAGAAAAAUCUUUCUUUCCUGGAUGAAGAUCAGCUCCGUGCAAAGGGUUAUGACAAAACACCAGACUUUAUUUUGCAAGUACCAGUUGCUGUAGAAGGGCACAUAAUUCACUGGAUUGAAAGCAAAGCCUCAUUUGGUGAUGAAUGUAGCCACCAUGCCUACCUGCAUGACCAGUUCUGGAGCUACUGGAAUAGAUUUGGGCCAGGCUUGGUCAUCUAUUGGUACGGCUUUAUCCAGGAGUUGGACUGCAACCGGGAGAGGGGCAUCCUGCUCAAAGCCUGUUUCCCGACCGACAUCGUCACCUUGUGCCACAGCACUGCUUGACCCUGGAGAUCCUAGAGGAGCAGCUGAGAGGAGGAGGUGACUCCGGAAGCAGUUUCACUUUCCUGCAGUGUAAACUCCUGGCAACAUCUGCCCUGAACUGCAGCUGAACUUUCGCUGCCCGUGGUCACACCACUACCUCUUUAGACAAACAUAUCAAGAGUUUCUGUUUUCCUUCAUCCCUUGCUGAUGUGAACAGCCAAGAACUACAGACACAACCCACUCAUUAUCAGCAUUUCUGUCUCUGUGAAACAGUUAGUUUAUAGAUAGUCAUAAUCUUUCUUCCUUCCGGAUGGUUUCUCCUUGUAUACGGAACAAAAGGAAACAUGUGGAGACUGAAAGGUGUGUAAUUUCUCAGUUCUCCUCCCAGUUACCAAAUCACCAUUUUUUUUUUUCUUCUAAGCCUCCAUUCAUUCUUUUUGUCUGCCUCCCCCUUCCUCAUGUGCACUUCAGAUACUCAGUGUUGCAUUACCGUCAGGGACUAAUCUAGCACAACCCUAGGGAAGCUGAAGACGUGAAGCCCGAAAGUAAAUGUUUGCUCUCAGCUGCCGGGCUCUGGCAGAGCGGAGAGGGUGGCCCAUGCCGCAAGCUCCUUUUGUCCUGUCUUCAUGGUUUCCUGACCUCGGUGCCCUUAAGCCUAGCUGCAUACAAUAUACUGGAUGAGAAUUUCCUUUUUUAAUAAUGCUUAUUGACCACCAAACAACUUACAUUUAUCUCAUUUAACAGUAUUAAUUACGUUGUGUCUGGAAGCCACACUUGAGGUUGGAGGCUGAGUGGAGAGGACUGAAGUGCAAAGCCAGCAUUAAGGAGAGUCCAUUUGUAAAAUGACAGGGCUAGUUGUCAGUAUGUAGUUUGGCCAAUAUUUUUAUGAGUAAAGUUUUUUUAAAACACACAUUCUGGAGUAGAUGUUUGGCCUACGUUAAGAUGUUACUUGGGACACUUGCAUCCCAUGUCGGCGUGCGUGGGUGCAUGUGCCAGCUGUGCUGCUGAUUCCAGCUUCCUAUUAAUGCUCAGCCAUUGGAUGCAAUUGGGUAGUGAACCAGUGGGUUGGAGAGAUCUUCUCUCCCCUCCCCCAUUCUUUCUCUUUCAAAUAAAUAAUAAAAAUGGCCAAUGAAAUAUUUAAGCAAACGAAGUACAUUCUGUACAAUGCUUGUACCUGCAUUUUAUACCACAUAAUUAUAAUCUUUAAAUAAUUUAAGCAUUAGAAAUAUUCAGCUUUGAAUAACCCAAGUGUAUAAGAUAAAUCUUUAAAAAAAAAAAAAGUUGCUCUAGUUUUAUUUAUUCAAAAGACAGAAUUACAGAGAGG
Oryctolagus cuniculus (rabbit) is the source of this 2373-nucleotide messenger RNA. It is a transcript of the gene CDIN1, whose product is annotated as CDAN1 interacting nuclease 1. Gene Ontology annotation, cellular component: nucleus; cytoplasm. Gene Ontology annotation, biological process: erythrocyte differentiation. The record is from RefSeq and is a predicted model, not a curated record. NCBI's taxonomy places the organism in Eukaryota, Metazoa, Chordata, Mammalia, Lagomorpha, Leporidae.